Chroicocephalus ridibundus (black-headed gull) is the source of this 4104-nucleotide messenger RNA. It is a transcript of the gene ARMC10, whose product is annotated as armadillo repeat containing 10. Gene Ontology annotation, molecular function: protein binding. The transcript is spliced from 7 exons. The coding region runs from base 137 to 1120 and encodes 327 amino acids. The record is from RefSeq and is a predicted model, not a curated record. Lineage: Eukaryota; Metazoa; Chordata; Aves; Charadriiformes; Laridae. Gene Ontology annotation, cellular component: mitochondrion.
CCCCACAGAGCCGUGGGCUCGGCACCCCGGGUGUCCCUGGGCCGGGCAGAGCCGAGGGCCGGGGGCAAGAGGGCCGGGGGGGCCGGGGCUGGGCCGCGCCGGAUGGGGCGGUGGCUUCCGCGGGCGGCCAGGGGAGAUGGGGGAGCCGCGGGGAGCGGCGGCGAGAGCGGCGGCCAUGGUGCUGGCGGCGGGCGCCUGCUACUGCCUGUGGCGGCUGGCGGCGGGCGGGCGCCGGGCCCGGGCCCAGGGCCGGGGCGGGCCGGGCCCGCCCGCAGACAACAGCCCUCCAGUGUCAACCCACACCAUGGAUGCGGAUGCCCUACAGAAGCUUAUUCAUUUGCUCCAGGCCACAGAUGAUCCAUUAAUUCAAGAGCAAGCUUUAAUCACUCUCAGCAACAGUGCUGCCUUCUCUGUAAAUCAAGAUAUAAUCCGAAAUUUGGAUGGCCUUUCUGUUAUUGGAGGAAUGCUCUCAGAUUCCGUUCCUAAAGUUAAAGAAAAAGCACUAAAUGCACUUAAUAAUUUGAGUAUGAAUAUUAAAAAUCAGGAAGAGAUACAGGUGUACAUUACGCAAGUUUGUAGGAACGUUGAGUCAGCUCCCCUGAACUCUGAUCUGCAGCUAGCUGCACUCCGAUUGUUGACAAACAUGUCCGUUACCAGUGACUACCACCAUAAGAUGAUAAACUCAAUUCCCUGCUUUCUUCAUUUGCUUUCAGAAGGAACAGAAAGGACACAGAUUCAAGUUUUGAAAGUACUUGUGAACUUAUCUGCAAACCCAGCCAUGACAAAACAUCUUCUCAGAGCUCAAGUGAGCAAAACAAAGAGUCGGGGACUGGAAUGCUGCUGCAUCCUCCUCCCCCUCCCCAAAGUGCCAUCACUGCUGUUACUUUUUGACAGCUGUAUAAACAGAGAUAUUCUGCUUAGAGCCCUGGCAUUUGCGGCAAACUUGAAAAAGAACGUGAACAAUGAAGAUGGCACCAUCAUUCAGGACCAAUACAGUGAAGAUUCAGUUUUCUUUACACUCUGCAGAGACUCUGUCCCAUUCGCUCAGAAACUGGCCUCCUUGCUACAUCACCCUGAUACAGAAGUGAAAGAGCAAGUUGUGAGAAUAUUAACACAAUAGUGAUUUUUUUUAAAAAAAGACUGACUUGAUGAAAAUAUCUAAUCUUGGGAAUGCUAUGCUAAAAAAAAAACCCAACAAGCAAACAAUGUAUCAACCAAAAAAUACUGAAAACCACCAUAUUGUUAGGUACAAAUCAGUUACUAUAAAAAAGAAUGCAAUGUAUUUAAUAUAGAGAGCAUAACAGAUUUUUUUUUUCUUUCUUUACAAGCAAGAUAAAAGCAAUAGCUUAAUUAGUGGUGAGAAACAACUGUACAGCUGGUACAUGUACACAAAGGGGGAGGAAUAGUUUAAAACUUGAAAACUUUCCUAUGUCAACAUUUUAAAUGUAUGAGUAAACAUUUGUCAAUGUAUGAGUGGCCAUUUUAAAUGUAUGAGUAAAAUGAAUUGAAAUAUUCUUCUCAAUGUCAUAAAGAAUUUUUGUUGCCUGAAAUAUUUACAGCUGUUGAAUAAAUACCUCUAUAAAAUGGUGCAUUAAAGAUUUAGGAAUUAGGCAUUUAUGUUUUAUUAAUCUCAUAUCUGCUAAGUGGGUGCAGGCACAUCUUAGAAAAUACUAGAUAAAAACAAUACCAAACUAUCAUUGGCUUCCUACAAAAUUAGUAUUUUCAGUGAAAACUGCGUGUUAAAAGUUAUCCAGCCCAUGCUUUUUGCCCUUAUCUGCACGGAAUAUAUUCUAACCUACAUUCUCAUACGCUUAGUAUGUCUGUUCCAUCUGGCCAAACUGCAGUGGAGUUAACCACAACCAUGCAAUGUUUCUACACUUGAAAAAAAAAAAUCAAAAGGAUUUUAUCUUGCUUUAAAAUUGUCACUUUAAGAAAAGCAUACAUAUUUUUCAAAAUAUUUUAUUAUGAGUCAAAGACUAUCUGCAGCUGCAAUUCAACAUUCUUAUCUUCAUUAAAGAAGCCUACAAGAGCAGCGUCAUACCCAUUUUUACAAAAGCUUCUGGUUCUGUAGCAGCCCUUGGACCUGCUUUCCUUAGAGAGCCUUACUGCUUUUUCUCUGCAACUGGAACAUCAUCGGAAUAAACACUUCUGUUGAGUUAGUCCCCAUAAAGUUUUAGUCAUCAAUCCAGCGUUAAUUCAAAAUGAAGUGGAAUACACAUAAACAUCAUUGUAAAUGAACCUGAAGAGUUUCACUGAUGAACAUAAAAGAUAACAGCAAACUUCAUACUAAAAGAAGACUGCUAAAUCUUCCUAAACGCGGUGGAAAGUAAAAAGUGUCAGGUGCAAAGGCUAGAAACAAGUUUUCCACCUUGUACCAUUCUUAAGAGAGCUUUAUUACCUCAACUGUUCCCAGAUGCUUCCUCUCUCUAAGAUAAUAUACACACUCUGCUCUUCAUAAAAUACUCUCUUCUCUUUCUGUGAUUCAAUAGAUAUUUAUUUUCAGUAGGUGACUUUGCAAAUAGCUACAACUGCAAGAAAAAUGUGACCUUGAAAAUACAACACAUCUAUGUCCUGAUCAAUUGCGGGGUAAAGCUACAUGUAUCUAGCUUACCUACAUAGGUAGUUUUAAGACAUCAGGAAUACAAUUAAGUCAGAAAUAGAAGCUGGCAUGAUUCCCAGUCAGAACCCUGACAAGGGCUGCAUUGACGGCGAACUUCCCUUUCUCCUUCCCACUGUUCCAGAAAUGCAGUUCAUUUUGUAAUAAGCAGGUUACAUUACAAUCACGUAAUGUUUUGCUACUUUUUGUAGAUAUAUUUAUUUUCUGCUUCUGUAUUUUCAAAGAAAAAUAAAGGCUAAGUCAGACACUAAGAAUUUACCAAUCCCACCUUCCUCUUCUGACAAGAGCUUAGACAAGUCUGUUCUAGCUAUAUCUGAUAGACGUGUGUUUUCUUAAGCUCAGCAACAGAGAUGUCUCCAUGUUCCUCUUCAUGUUCUUCAAACUCAAAAUAAGUUUUUUAAAUAGCAUCUUUUUGAUAAUUAAAGUUGAUCUCUUAUGUUUUGCUUUGAUAGUUGACAGAAACCAGUGACCAUUGUCCCCUUUUCUAAAAAUAUAUGAAAACUUGUUACAGCGUUGACUCAGUCUUCUUUUUCUGGUCUAGAAAGACCUAUUUUUAAAUGCUUUCUUCAUAAAACAAUGAUAUUGAGAUGUUUUGAAAUCAUGCGAGAUGCUCCAAAAUGUCUUCAUGCAAGUGUGUCUGAUUUUUUUAGACCCCACCCCCACAUCACCAAGCAAAGAGUAACUGUCACCUUUCUACAUACAAAUGCUGUGAAUUAUUAGAUCCAACCCAAAACGUACACAAUUACUGACCUUUAGUCUCUGAUCCUUGUAAGUCAGUACUUCUCUGCUAUGUGGCUGCUUAUCUAGGUAUUCUGUAUUUUAGUUUCAGUCUUUCUUUCUGAAGUACAGAAUUUUACAGAAUAGUCUAUUGAUGAUUUUGAAAACUAAAAAAAAAAAACCAAACAAAAAAACCACCAAACCACCAAACCAACUUCAAUUUUAACCAUGUCCUUCAAAGUACUCAAAACAUCCUGCAGCCUGGUGUCCUCCACAAUGUUGUGAACAUGCAAUAUGCAUUGUAUUAUCCAAAUCGUUAUUGAAGCUAUUGUGUAAAUGCGAGGUCCAAUAGAGACUUCGUCUGAAAUACCCUCCCAAAAUCAACCCUGAAAGACUGAGUUUUAAACCAGUUUUGAACAAAUUCUGGUGAAUACCUCUAGACCCUACUAGAAUUACCUUUUCAAAUACAGAAAUCUUGAUAUUUGACAAAUAUGAGUUCCACCAAAGGAAUAUAAGCAACUUUUUCAUGCAUAUAAGUGUAAUCCUCCAUUCCAGAACCCCUCCUCAGCAUGAACUUGGACUAACUGAUCUUUGCCUCCUUGUGCUGUUCCUUGGUGGUAGUAUUAAGGAACUUCUAGGACUUUUCAAUAUAAAUUUUUAAAAGGUAGCUGUCAACAGUUAAAAGAUUACUUGUUUGCUGCUAGCAUGAAAUCUCAUUAACUGGUUUUAAUUAGUUGCUAGAAGUUCAUGUCUUUAAAUUGCGGGGAAAU